AUGGCGGUGCCAGUGGUUCGGUUUCCAAUAUUUCCGGUGGUGAGGAUAAUCGGAAUCGCGGUAACGGCGUUGGUUCUAACCUGGACUGUGCAUUACAGAGGUGGCUUGGCUCUAAUUUCCGAUAACAAAGAUCUAAUUUUCAAUGUCCAUCCUGUUUUAAUGGUGAUUAGUCUUGUACUUCUGAAUGGUGAAGCCAUGCUGGCCUACAAGACUGUCUCAGGAACAAAAAAAUUCAAAAAAUCAGUUCAUCUGUGUUUGCAAUUCUUGUCAUUCUGUUUGAGCGUCAUUGGAGUAUGGGCUGCUUUGAAGUUUCACAAUGACAAGGGUAUUGACAACUUCUAUAGCCUUCACUCUUGGCUCGGCUUAGCCUGCCUUUUCUUGUUUGGAAUCCAGUGGGCUGCUGGAUUUGUUACCUUUUGGUAUCCCGGUGGUUCAAGAAACAGCAGAGCUAGUCUGCUGCCUUGGCAUGUAUUUUUUGGUGUUUAUAUUUAUGCUCUAGCUAUCGCUACUUGCACCACAGGUAUUUUAGAGAAAGCGACAUUUCUUCAAACAAACAACAUAAUAUCACGCUAUUCGUCUGAGGCCUUGGUGGUGAACUCUCUUGGUGUAUUAAUAGUUGUUUUGGGUGGUUUUGUUAUUCUUGCUGUUGUCUCUCCUGUGUAUGGCAAAGGUGACAUUAUAAGAGGAUCUAUAGAGUAG
Molecule: messenger RNA, 699 nt
Organism: Fraxinus pennsylvanica
Lineage: Eukaryota; Viridiplantae; Streptophyta; Magnoliopsida; Lamiales; Oleaceae
Source: the annotation of a GenBank genome assembly